Molecule: messenger RNA, 471 nt
Organism: Trachymyrmex septentrionalis
Lineage: Eukaryota; Metazoa; Arthropoda; Insecta; Hymenoptera; Formicidae
Exons: 2
Coding region: 1-471 (156 amino acids)
Source: RefSeq, a predicted model, not a curated record
AUGACAUUAAAAGAUAUUUCUAAAUUCGAACGGUUGAACGCGGUGUCGAUCAAUGUAUAUGGUAUCGAGAAUAAACAAGUCCUUCCUCUACGGCUCACCAGUGACAAGAAGGAGAAACGCGUUAACGUGCUGUACAUGCAAGAUCCACGCGACGACAGUGUCGGCCACUUUGCGUGGAUAAAAAAUCUGUCCCGUCUCGUAAGAUCGCAAAUUAGGAACAAGAAAUUUUUCUGCGACCGUAAAUGCUUGCAUUACUUCGGUACAAAUGAGAAAUUGCAGUUGCACGUAUUGGACUGUAGGAAAAUCAAUGACUGCGCUAUCCGAUUGCCGAGCGAGGACGAAAAGUGGCUCGAAUUUGGGAAACACUGCAACAAGGAGCGCAUCCCAUUCGUCGUCUACGCCGACCUGGAAUGCGUUUUACGGAAGACGGAACCCAACAAGGAAUACAUGUCGUCAUCGUACGCGUAUUAA